AUGAAAACUUACAUCGCCUUUUCCAGUGCCUACGAUGACAAUGCCCCCUAUGACUCCGGCCAAGGCCGGAUCGCCGGCGGUAUCAACGCUUCCAUAACCGAGCAUCCUUAUCUGGUGGCGCUGGAGUCCAACUCCCGGCUCGUUUGUGGAGGAUCGAUCAUCUCCCAAAAUUUAAUCUUGACCGCCGCCCACUGUUUGAUUAACAGAAACCCAAGUCAUGUCGCUGUCCGGUAUGGAUCUACCGAUCGGGAGAGGGGUGGAACCGUUGUUCCGGCAAAGCAGUUCUUCGUACACAGCGAUUUCGACACCCAAACAACUCAACACGACAUCGCAUUGAUCGAGCUUGAAGAACCAAUAAUCUUCAGCAGGUCGGCAAGGCCAGUUCAGAUCAUCAAACAGCACGUUGACCUUCUGGCCGGCACCAAGUGUAUCGUCAGUGGGUGGGGCAUGCUGAACACGUACGGUCCCAUGGCAGACCGGUUGCAGUCCGUACGGGUGCCGUUGUGGAACAUGGCAGCCUGCGGGAAGGCCUAUCCAGCCGUUUACCUCGGCGAGGGCAAACUUUGCGCCGGGUCGGCUGGAAAAGACUCCUGUCAAGCCGACUCCGGAGGACCGCUGGUUUGCCACGGUAAACUAGUUGGACUAGUGUCCUUCGGUCAGGAUUGCGGCGACCCAAGACACCCCGGAGUGUACACCAGCGUGCUACAUUACCUCGAUUGGGUCGAAAUGGCCAAGUCCCCGGAGCGAAGACAGCGGGAACGCUUCCGCUGGAUCGGUUCAGCAAACCACAACUACAACUCAGGGAAAAAUGACGCGUCAAAAAUCGAUCCCAAGUUGGUCCUAAGCCUUGUCAUGCUGUUUGCCUUCAAAUUACAACAACGCUUCGUUUAGACGGCCGUCGCAAAGCCUCUAAUUUCACCGCAAUAAUCAUCACCGUCGACCGUCAUUGGCUGGAAUUAAUUUUUACAACCCAACCCGAGGCAAUCAUCGUUCUUCCACUCGAUUGACUCUGAUGAUGCGCCAUUAUCGUGGUGUCGGAGAAACACCCCCGCGCGACCCCCCUUGAGGGUGAGUCAACUGCCCAACUAUGGCACCCCACACAGAAUUCCAAGAACUUUGUCUAAUUAGCGCCAAUUCACCCCGUUAUUAGUUUGGUUUUCGUUCGGGGGGACAAUUCCGUUUCGGAAUCGGACUGCCCUCGAACCUGCCUCAGUCAAUAGAGCCGCAAACGACCGAAGCACAAGUUGGUGGUGGUAUUAUCGUUUGGUUUUCAUUUCUGGGCUCGCAAUUAAGUUCUUGGACCUAUUGGAAUAACUUUGGAGAAGGGUUGACGAGACUGUAAGGAUGGGGUAAAAGAAACUGUGGAGUGUCUUUGAACGCAUCCUUAGGGGGGGAAGCAGGCACCCACUUGUUGUGCAGGCUGAACGUGACCCGGGCACCAGUGUCGUUGAGUCAACAGUGUUUUCUGUGCCUGUUUGUACUUUUGAAACGGCUACGUGCCCAGAGUAUAUGGCAGGGAUGGAAAAAGCUUUCGGAGAAUUCGAUGUCAGAGAAGUAGAAGUCGGGAGUGUUUGGAAAGCUGAAGUCAGAGUCGAUGUUCGAUGAGUCAUUGACAGAAAAUCUUCCUCACUGUAAAUUUUUUAACGAUUAAGAUACAGUGUAAAGAUGAAAAA
Culex pipiens pallens (northern house mosquito) is the source of this 1673-nucleotide messenger RNA. Its product is annotated as trypsin 3A1-like. The record is from RefSeq and is a predicted model, not a curated record. Gene Ontology annotation, biological process: proteolysis. Bases 1 to 891 code for a protein of 296 amino acids. The transcript has 3 exons. Gene Ontology annotation, molecular function: serine-type endopeptidase activity. NCBI's taxonomy places the organism in Eukaryota, Metazoa, Arthropoda, Insecta, Diptera, Culicidae.